ACGCGCAGGUCAUCGUCGGUAGGGCGAGCGUUGUGAGUGAGUUUCAUGGUCGUCUUAUGCAACAUUGCUCCGUUAUUAGAAGUUUAUGUUGACCAAGUGUUGACACAGGGUGAAACUAAGCACACAUGGCACUCAGGAGGUGCUGCAGGUUCACGGGUUUAGUCCCGCAGCUGUUAUGGAGCAGUAAGGUGACCGUCCUGCCUGGAGCUUCCGUCCUGAGAGGACGCAGCUCUGUGUCCAGCUUUGACAGCACUGACCGCGGUUACAAAGAGUUGCUGCUGCGCAGGUUCAGUUCAGGACCGCCGAGCACAGAUGUGACUUAUGACCAGCUGAAGCAGCUCCUGGCUGGGCGGAAAUCUGUAGUUAUAGACGUCAGAGAGCCCUGGGAGCUCCGGGAGUACGGCUUCAUCCCCGGGUCCAUUAACGUACCUCUGGGACAGGUGAACACUGCCCUCCAGCUGGGUCCGGAAGAGUUCAAAGAGAAGUAUGGUGGUGAAAUGCCUCAGCAGACCGAUAACGUUGUGUUUAGCUGUCUGGCAGGGGUCAGGAGCAAGAACGCACUCGACACAGCCGCCUCACUUGGAUACAAAGAUGUUCAGCAUUACCCGGGUGGAUGGCAAGACUGGGUGAAACAUGAGCAACAUAACUAAUUGAGGAACAAUGUAACAGGAAAAAAAAAACAAUAUUUAAAGCUCUUUUUAAAGCCAUCGGUAUGGAAAGUUAAAAUACAAAAACAGGAGUUUUGUAAAGGGUUUUUUAAAAAGUUCAUCCACAUUUUUGUUAUUUUGAGAGCCAGUGAUUUAAGUUGUUCCCCUUAUCUGUGAAUCCCAAAGACUGAAACCAGAGGCCUCAGCACACACAUCAGCUGCUAAAAAACUAUUUAAAAAAUAUUUAAAGAAUCCUUUACAACUUCUAAACAAAUGAAUACAUAACCGGUGACUAUUCUAAACCUUAUCACUAAUAUUAAUAGUCAAUGAAGUGACAAAGUUUUUGUUUCCAGACCAGAUCUAUGCAAAUGACUCCUUAACUGUGUACAAUGAGUUAAAAUGAAAUCUCUCAUUGCAAAAUAUGUUGAUGUAUUGUAAAUAUUAAAUAGCUUGUUUCUCAUGGAUGGUCCUGUGAAUGCAGUUGUUGCCAACAUCAUUCAAUAAAUAAAAUUAUAGUUUUGAUUAACAGUAA
Molecule: messenger RNA, 1179 nt
Organism: Larimichthys crocea (large yellow croaker)
Lineage: Eukaryota; Metazoa; Chordata; Actinopteri; Sciaenidae
Gene: tstd3
Product: thiosulfate sulfurtransferase like domain containing 3
Source: RefSeq, marked provisional